AUGUUGAUCGGCAGUUUGGACUCCGAUGGAGACCAAAAGCCCUGGACCGUCUGGGUGGCGAAGACCCUGCCCCAGCCGUGGAGGCUGGCAUUGGUUGUAAUGACGGUCCAGGUCACGGGGAGAAAGGAUUUCCCCGAAGACAAAGACCGUAGGAGCCUUGAUCAAGAUGUCGUCCAGAUAUGGGAGAAGAGUAAUGCCCCUGGAUUGCAGAAGGCCCAGAAGGGGAGCGAGUACCUUUGUGAACACUCGCGGAGCUGUAGCCAGGCUGAAUGGCAGGGCGACAAACUGGUAAUGGCACGAAUGAAUGGCAAACCGAAGAAAACGUUGAUGAACGGUUGCGAUGGGAACGUGGCGGCAAUAGAAGAGAGAUACGGAAAAGAUCUGGUUAAUUUAUGUAAGAAGAAGCCUUGUGGUCAGACUGAGAUACACACCCUUAAGAGGGCUCUAGAUGUCUUCAAACAGCAAAUCGACAAUAUCGCUCAGUGUCACAUUCAGCUGGCGGUGACUCUACGAGAAGAAGCCAAGAGAAUGGAGGAGUUCAGGGAGCGGCAGAGGGCAGAGCGCAAGAGGAUAGAAGCUGCCAUGGAUAGCAUUCACAAGCAGAGACAGCUCCAGUACAAGAGGACUGUGGACAGUAAGAAGACGUAUGAGCAGAGGUGUCGGGAGAAGGAGGAGGCAGAGGGGAACGUCUCCCGCUGCAACAAAAACAACAUGAAUCAAAAGCAACAGGACAAGAUUUAUGCAAAACUAGCGCACUCAAAAGUGAUGGCCGAAGACGCAGAUAAAACCUACCAGCAAAAUAUUAUUCAUCUGGAUAAAGUACGGGAAGACUGGCAGAAGGAGCACAUUACGGCUUGUAUGUUCUUUGAGAACCAGGAGUGGGACCGGAUAAACUAUUACAGGAAUGCGGCGUGGACGCACGUCAAUCAGCUGUCCCAGCAGUGUGUCACCACCGAUGGGAUGUGUGAAGAGGUGCGGAGAGUGCUGGAGUGCUGCAGCAUAGAGAAAGACAUAGAACAAUUUACAGAAGGCAACCGAACAGGAGAUAAACCCCCAGCCCCCAUUCCCUAUGAGAACUUCUAUAAUAACCAGAGGAGCACAACACCAGUGAUAAGGCGAGGCCCACUGCAGACUCCCAGCACAGCGUCAGAUGAUCACGCUUAUGCGUCGGUGGGCGAUUUCAACGUGUAUCAAUAGCAGAGGAGGUUACGCUUCUCUGAGGGAGGAUGAAGACCCUGGAGUUUUUAGGUUUAACACUUUAGCUAGUUAUUUAUAUUGAGGCUGUAGGACCUCCAAUAAAAAUGUGUGGACACGUCCUUCUCCUGGCUUGGACUGUAUAUGAAACAUGCUGUAUCUGUACAAGAGAUAAUGGACCACCUCCCCCACCAAGUUCUUCCCAGUAUGAAGGACAUUCAUUUCACUUUGUGUAAAGGCCUCCAUGUACAUUGUGUACAUAAAACCUAUAGAUCAGUGAUGUGCAAACAGAGGCCUGUCUGUAUGACCACCACCAACCAAGGACAGGACAAGCUAUGUUCUCCAGGCUCUUCAUCCCAUUCACUUGUAUAGGAUCAAUAUCAGAUCAGUGGUGAUCUGAUCCUCGGCUCCCCAACCGAUCUGAUAUUGAUGGCCUAUCUGAUCGAUACCCUGAUUGCAUAAAACCACUUUGACAACA
Bufo gargarizans (Asiatic toad) is the source of this 1672-nucleotide messenger RNA. Its product is annotated as proline-serine-threonine phosphatase-interacting protein 2-like. The record is from RefSeq and is a predicted model, not a curated record. Gene Ontology annotation, molecular function: actin filament binding. Gene Ontology annotation, biological process: actin filament polymerization. Gene Ontology annotation, cellular component: cytoplasm; actin filament; plasma membrane. The coding region runs from base 1 to 1197 and encodes 398 amino acids. The transcript has 15 exons. Lineage: Eukaryota; Metazoa; Chordata; Amphibia; Anura; Bufonidae.